AUGAGAGAACUUAUAGUGCUGUUUUUUGUCAUAAGCAACGAAAAACACGAGAGUGAAAUGGGUUCCAGUCACGUGGUUGGCUUCCCCGGUAGCACGCUCAUCCUUCCUUUUCCCUCUAAUCCUCAAUUAUUGUGGCUCUCUCUUUAUAUCUCCAAUUCCUCAAACAUUCACUUUCCCCGCAUCCACUCCAAUUCAAUUUCAAACAAUCAAAAUUCCGACCCAAUCCAAUGGCAUCCCAAGCCCAAACAUGAAACCGUCCAUUCAACCACCGAUCCAAGCCCAAUAGACACGUCCAACCCUCUUCCCUUCACCGUAAUCAGUUUCGACCCUCGCAUCCCCAGACAUCCUAUGCCGCUGUCGUCGCGCCUCGACCACCGCUGCCACCACCAUUACCAGCCGUGGAAGCCUCGUAAGCACGGCCAGGACUUCGAUCAUGUGGCACGUGGCGGAGCGAGACACGUGGCACGUGGCGGAGCGAGACACGUGGCACGCGGGUGGACGAGGUUUGGGCUGGUUGAACGGGGCCACCGAGGCAUUGGGAUGGGCAUGGAGAGGAGUGAGUUGUUGAGGAGACUUUAUGACCCUGAGCAAGAGAUCAAAGACGCUCACACUGGGUUGGUUAAAAGGAUCCGCAAGUUCUUGAAUCAGUUCUAG
Molecule: messenger RNA, 654 nt
Organism: Sphenostylis stenocarpa
Lineage: Eukaryota; Viridiplantae; Streptophyta; Magnoliopsida; Fabales; Fabaceae
Source: the annotation of a GenBank genome assembly